Sporisorium graminicola is the source of this 888-nucleotide messenger RNA. RefSeq lists its product as uncharacterized. The record is from RefSeq and is a predicted model, not a curated record. The coding region runs from base 1 to 888 and encodes 295 amino acids. NCBI's taxonomy places the organism in Eukaryota, Fungi, Basidiomycota, Ustilaginomycetes, Ustilaginales, Ustilaginaceae. The transcript has a single exon.
AUGGAUGAACUGAUUCGCUUCGUCAAGCAGCACCGGCGUCAGAUCACACAGUUUGCCAAAAAGGCAUUCACCUGGUAUAAGAAAAACAAGGGCGGCAGUGGUGGCGGCGGCGGUGGUCAACAAGGUGGUGGUUCGUACGGACAAGCCCCCUCGUACGGCGGGCAACAGGCGUACCAACAACCUCCAGCCCAAGGCGGUUACGGCGGUGGAGGAUAUGCAGGAGCAGCCGGCGGCGGAGGCUAUAAUCAGCCACCACCACAAGGAUCAUACGGUGCACCACAGCCGCACCACGGCGCACCGAGCCAAGGUCCGCACUACAAAUUCUCGCAGGACAACCAGGUGAACCAGCACGAUGCCAACUACGUGAACCUGCGCAACCAGGCACGAUCGGAAGGCGACAAGAUGGCGCAGUGCUUCGACCAGUCCCACAAAGCCUAUGCACAGGGCGACGGCUCUCGGGCCAAACAGCUCAGCAACGAGGGACACGACCACAAGACCAACAUGGAACGUCUCAACAAGCAGGCCGCCGACUGGAUCUUUAUGGCCAACAACGAAGACUCGCCGCAGGGAACGAUCGACCUGCACGGCCUCUACACUUCCGAGGCACUGGAGAGGACCGAACAGGCUGUGAAACAGGGACAGGCGCAAGGGUGGAGCGAGAUGCGCAUCAUUGUGGGCAAGGGUCUGCACAGCAAGGACCACCGUCAGCACAUUGCGCCUGCUGUCGAGAAGAUGAUGCGCGACUACAGGCUGGAAGCACACUUGGACCCUCGUAACGCCGGCGUGCUGGUUGUCAACCUGCGGGGGAACGGUCAGGGCGGUGCUGCGUUUACGCGUGACCUUGCCAAGCAGACGACGGGUAACGAGGAUGAAUGCGUGAUUAUGUGA